AUAUAACUCACAAUAUUUCCACAGUUUUUCACAUUAUAUUUUUCUCUACAAUGUUUAUCCUCGAAUUAGGAAAACUGAAGAAGAGCAGCUUCGUUUUCAGAACCUUCCCAGUUUUAACUUACUGGCACAAGUUAGGAAUGAACUACAACUUUAUUCGUCCAGACUUACUUGUUGGGAUCAUUCUUAUAGGUUUUUUUCUUAUCAUUCUGUUAAAAUUAUUGAAUCUCUUGGAGCUGUGUUCUUUUUAUAUUCUCUGCUUGUUUACUGCAUUGGGGUUGAAAACCAUAUUUUGUUUGUAUUGCGGUGAUACUCAGUAUAUGCUAAGAAAUGUGGUUAUACUCAGCAUAUUCGCUGUUAAGGCCUUGGUAAUGCAAGCUUUAUUUUCUGAUUUUUGA
Messenger RNA from Arabidopsis thaliana (thale cress), 395 nucleotides. Its product is annotated as phosphoglucan phosphatase. The transcript has 2 exons. The record is from RefSeq and is marked reviewed. The coding region runs from base 51 to 395 and encodes 114 amino acids. Lineage: Eukaryota; Viridiplantae; Streptophyta; Magnoliopsida; Brassicales; Brassicaceae.